This is a messenger RNA of Nothobranchius furzeri (turquoise killifish), 945 nucleotides long. RefSeq names its product U2 small nuclear RNA auxiliary factor 1 (gene u2af1). Gene Ontology annotation, molecular function: pre-mRNA 3'-splice site binding; metal ion binding. NCBI's taxonomy places the organism in Eukaryota, Metazoa, Chordata, Actinopteri, Cyprinodontiformes, Nothobranchiidae. The record is from RefSeq and is a predicted model, not a curated record. Gene Ontology annotation, cellular component: spliceosomal complex; U2AF complex. Gene Ontology annotation, biological process: mRNA splicing, via spliceosome.
UAUUUGUCAAUGAGUUGUGCUCUUAUUGUGAAAAAAUCGGAACGGAAGUGAGUAGUUGAUUUAGCCUGCGUGAGCCCAGGCGAACCAAAAUGGCAGAGUACCUUGCAUCUAUUUUCGGGACAGAGAAAGAUAAGGUCAAUUGCUCGUUUUAUUUUAAAAUUGGGGCUUGUCGACAUGGAGACCGCUGCUCCAGAUUACACAACAAGCCAACAUUUAGCCAGACAAUUGCUCUGCUGAACAUUUACAGGAACCCCCAGAACAAUGCCCAGUCUUUGGACGGUCUGACCUGUACCGUCAGUGACAUGGAGAUGCAGGAGCACUAUGAUGAGUUUUUUGAGGAAGUCUUCACAGAGAUGGAAGAAAAGUACGGAGAAGUGGAGGAGAUGAACGUCUGUGACAACCUUGGGGACCACCUGGUUGGAAAUGUUUAUGUCAAGUUUCGUAAUGAGGAAGAUGCCGAGAAGGCCGUGAUCGACUUGAAUAAUCGAUGGUUCAAUGGACAGCCCAUUCACGCUGAGCUGUCUCCUGUGACGGACUUCAGAGAGGCCUGCUGUCGCCAGUAUGAAAUGGGGGAGUGCACCCGCGGAGGCUUUUGUAACUUCAUGCACCUGAAACCCAUCUCGCGUGAGCUGAGGAGAGAGCUGUACGGGCGUCGCAGGAAGGGCCGCCACAGGUCUCGGUCCCGGUCCAGAGAAAGAGAUCGAGACAGAGACAGAGGCCGAGGGGGCGGCCGCGACCACGAGAGGCGUCGCCCCAGAGACAGAGAGCGUUCAGGGCGAUUCUGAGCUUCACGCCAGGACUUCUCACCGCUCCAUCCAUCACUGUUAGUUUUAAGUUUGUACCCUAUCAGAUUUGUUCUGAAUGACAGCCAGUUUCUAAGUGUUGUUUUAAAUUGAUUUCUGAUGACAUUCACCUCAUUAAAUUAAAGUUUUUACUUAAAACUAA